This is a messenger RNA of Penicillium psychrosexuale, 4491 nucleotides long. RefSeq names its product FG-nucleoporin NUP159. Gene Ontology annotation, molecular function: protein binding; structural constituent of nuclear pore. NCBI's taxonomy places the organism in Eukaryota, Fungi, Ascomycota, Eurotiomycetes, Eurotiales, Aspergillaceae. The transcript is spliced from 3 exons. The record is from RefSeq and is a predicted model, not a curated record. Gene Ontology annotation, cellular component: nuclear pore. Gene Ontology annotation, biological process: protein import into nucleus; RNA export from nucleus. The coding region runs from base 1 to 4491 and encodes 1496 amino acids.
AUGGCUUUCAACUUCGGUGCGUCCAACCCUGCUGGGGGAAGCGCCUCUGCGGAGCUUGGUUCAGAGCUUCCCGAUGUUUUUACCGAUGAAGUCGGUUUCAAAGGAGUCUCCGGGGACGCAAAUAUCCGCUUCCUUCCAACGGCAUGGCCCGACAACGCGCUUCCUGCUCCUACUUCCUCACUUCUGGCUGUCGCACACACCAAAGGCCUCGUUGUUGGCGCUGGCCCAGAUGCGCUGGUAAUAAGUACCACUGAUGUUGUCAGAAAGUCCAUCGAGGCGCCAGCUGGAGAAGAUAUGGAGAAGACGAAGCCAUUCCAGCCUAUCGCCACAAUUCCCCUUCCUUCUCGUCCCACUCAUGUGGCAUUCACACCGGGCGACGAUGGCUUGAUUCUCGCCACGGAGAAUGGCUCUACAAUCUCGGUUUUCGACACAAACACCCUCACACAAGGAAAUGCGCAGCCAGCGAUUUCAAUUCCUACGAAUGGCGUGUCGCUACGAGCACUGGCACCAAACCCCGAGCCUUCCUCGACACUUGUCGCGCUGGUCACCGUUAAUGGCGAGCUUCUUAUUGCCGAUCUCAAGGCUGGGAGCCUAGUUCCUGGACCCAAUGGCCCGGUUCUCAAGGAUGGUGUCAGCUGUGCUUCAUGGAGCAACAAAGGAAAACAGCUUGUUGCUGGAUUGGCCGAUGGCACUGGAUACCAGAUGACCCCAGAUGGAACGAAGAAGGCUGAAAUUCCUCGGCCAUCUGACCUGGAGGGAGACUGCCACAUUUCAUCAAUCGCAUGGCUUGAGAACGAUGUUUUCUUUGUGACAUACACACCAAAUGUUUCAGAGGAUGAUAUGGGAAUGAACCCAGCUUCUUCAUACUACAUCAUAACCCGCCGCAAGCAGGCACCGUUCCUCAUCCAGAAAUUGCCAGAAGUCUGCUCGACUAUGGGCUUUAUGCUGAAACGUGGUCCUGCAUUCCAAUUUAUCACCAGAAUUAGAGAGUACAAGCCUCACUUGAGAGAUGUCUUGAUUGUCGCGUCAACUGCGUCAACUGAUCUCGGGCUCAUUACGCGAUCUGAUCAGCCUCUGGCCAACGAUGAGCGAACCAAACUUCAUGUUGGUCAGUUCAUGACCACAGAAGUAAGCGACGACACCAAACGUGCUAGUGUGCCGUUGAAGGACUCUGGAGAUGAGACAUCCGUCAUCGGCCUGGCACAAAACUUGUCAGCCACGGAAAAUGUCAUUGCACCGCUUCCAGGUUCUGAUAUCUUGGAGAGCUCGACGCCCCUUCCUGGGGUUCUUCUUCUAAAUAAUGAUGGUAUCCUUUCAUCUUGGUGGUUCGUUUACGCUGAUUCCAUUCGCCAAAAUAUCCCAUAUUCGGGGUUGAUCUCGUCUGGUCAGGCAACCCAAGCUCCCUCUCAGCCACAGGCUAUAGCUCCAACCCCGGCACAGCAACCUGCAUUUGGCCAGUCAUCGUUCGGAGGUUCAUCGGCAUUUGGCCAACCGGCUUUCGGAAAGCCGGCCGGAGCUUCCGUCUUUGGUAGCCCAUCUACCUUGGGAGCUUCAACCAUGGGUGCAACUGCUUUUGGAAAACAAAGUGCUCCAGCAUUUGGUAGUCCGUCCCGGCUUGGUGGAAGCCCUAGUCCGGCCUUUGGAAAGCCAUCGUCCCCGGCCCUUGCUCCCGCUUUUGGGACCCCCUCUCAGCCGGGCGCAUCAUUCGGCACUCCUAGUACCCCUGGACAGCCACAGUUCGGGAAAUCUGGAUUCGGGGCUAUAGGAUCUGGACAGUCUACCUCCCCGGCAAACCCAUUCGGUGCCAAAGGUGUAGCAUCUGGCGGUGCUGGCUUCAGCGCCUUCUCCGGUGGAGGCGGCUUCAGUGGCUUUGCAACAGCAAAGCCGGGGGAGUCACCAUUCGCAGCGAAGCAGCCAGGUGGAUCACCGUUCGCGGCCACACAGUCAAAAGGGUCGCCCUUCGCAAACGCCUCUUCUGCCUCGCCCUUUGGAACCAAGUCUCAAACCCAGACCUCAUUCCCGCCUCAAGCGUCCAAUGAAGUCAAGAAUCCGUUUGGCGCCGCACAAGGUGGCUUUGAGCUCAAAUCUGCCUUCAAGGGCGAUGGUUCGGCUGCCAAUGAUGGGCCAAAUGCAGACAAAUCUUCUUCCGGUGCGUUCUCAUUUGGUGGCUCCUUUGAUGAGAUGGUGUCAACGCCCCGCAAGGGAAGCUCAUCGCCGAGUGAAUCAAUGGAUGACACUGAAGAUAUCGAGCCUGUGAAUAAGGAGACAUUUUCAAUUUUCGGCGGGGCAAGCAAACCUGCUUCACAGACUCCUACAUCAACGUUCAGUUCAAAGACAACGCCUUCGGCCGAGAACACUAAGUCGGCAUUCUCGAUGUUUGGCAGUAGUGCUGACCAAAACCGCGUGACCAGCCCAUUGUCAGCACUGUCUGAUAAGACGGAGACACCCAAGAAGAAUUGGCCUAACACAUCACGUCUCGAUGUAGAGGCACCAUUGCCACCAGAUCCUACCAGCCGGGCUAGUUAUGCCGCUGGAGAUACUUCUGCUUCUUCCAAUGUGUCGAAGUGCUCCGCCGAGGAUGUUCCGCUUCCUCCCGAUUUCACUAAGGCGAAGAAGGCUUCACCAAAACCUGAAGAGGACGCCCCUCUACCACCCGAUUUCCUCAAUCAGAAGAAACCUGCCCCCAAGAUCGACGACGCCCCCCUUUCUCCAGACUUCCUAACAAAGUCUAAAAAGGUUGAGGCUGCGGCUGUUCCGGAGGACGCACCCCUGCCUCCUGACUUCACCGCAAAGCCAAAGACCAAACCUUCCGAAGGGGCAGUUCCAAUCCCUGAUGAAUCCGAUGAAUCGGGUAUCUCCGAUGCAGAUUCUGAGGCCGCAGCCGGGUCAGACUUCAGUGAUAGUGGCGAAGAAAUUACACAUGACGAAGCAUUAAUCGCCAAAUCCAAGCAGUCAGCUCAGAGCUCGUUUGAUGCAGCUUCCGAGCAAAGCUCCACCGGAGGAUUCUUCGACAGUCCUGCUCGCAAUGUGAACGACAAAGGCCGCCUUCCCCAGCAGCUAUUUGGGGAGAUCCCUAAGCAGGCACUGCUCCCUCCCCCGGUCCCUAUCGCCAAAGGUAAUCAUGAGCCCUAUCGGUCACCGAGUCCGGUUCGGGUCGGAGGGAAGAAGAAUGUGCUAUUCUCCGAGAAAUCACACAGCCGUAAGGGGUCCACAGGCGCAUUGCACUCGCGUAAGGCAUCUCUUACCCAUAUCGCCCAGCGUAGCGGCCACUUGAGAAAAGCCAGCGAUGUUGCUCGUGAGGAGCGGGAGGAGCAAGAGAAACAAGCACGCGCACACGCAGCAGCUCAAAUCCAGGAAGAUGAUGUUUUAUCUUUGUCAGACGAUGACGAGGACGACAGACUUCGUGAUGAACUGGCUCAGCCCGUUGAGCCUGUUGAUACCCUGGACCCAUUCUUGCCCCACCAAAACUACAUGGGCGACACUCCAAAGCCAGGUAUUGCCGGACAGGUAGAACGGCUCUAUCGUGACAUCAACUCUAUGGUAGAUACCUUGGGUAUAAAUGCUAGGUCAAUGGCGGGAUUCCUUCUGUACCAACAGCCCAAGAAACUCUCUGAUAUUGAUGAGUGGGUGAUCGUCAUGAACGGCGACCAGCCCGCUGACAUUCUCGACACCAAGAUGGCCUUCAAGGACAUUGAGAGAUUUGAAGAGUUGAUUGCUUCAAUUUCGCGAUCAUUGGACAACCAGCGGGUGCAGGGGGUGGAUGAAAAGCUCGAUGCAUGCCGUGACCUGCUCACAAAGCAGAUUGUCACCUUGCGAGGCCAGUUCGCAAGCAUUCGCAAGACUCUUGACGCACACACUGACAUCGGCGCUAUUCUCGAAGCACCACUUUCCGCUGAGCAAGGUGCGCUCCAACAUGAUCUGCGCACCACAUUCACGAAUAUCCAGGUCGAGAUUACCGCUCUCGAACAGGCAGUCUCUCUCCUGCGUGCCAAAAUCGCCGAUAUUCCGCAAGCGAAUGGCGGAGGCAGAAACCGACCAACCGUCGAGGCUGUCACCAAGACUAUUGCUACAAUGAUGAGCAUGGCCGAGGGAAAGAGCACAGACAUCGAUGUUCUCGAGGCACAGAUGCGCAAGCUCGGCGUGGACAUUGUCUCCACAGGGCCUCCAAGCCGUGAAGGCUCCCCAUUCUCUACUCCCCGCAAGAACGCCGCUGGCCGUAUACCCAUGACUCCUGGGUCGCGAGGCUCGAUUGACGGUAGCGCCUAUCACACCCCCGAUUCCGUUUCACGCGGUCUCAACUUCCGGGCCAGCAUCAAUGGCUCUGUGAGACAGAGCCGUCUCCGCAGCGUGGAGGGUGCUGGUGAGCCUGCCCUCCCGCAAGAAGAUGCCAUCCAAUAUAAGGCCAACAGGUCGCGUCGCCAGCGCUUGAAUGCCAACUUGAAGAAGGCCUUCGAGGACAAGCAGGCAAAGGUGCGCAGCGUCGACUGGUAG